UUACUUAAGGCGUCCACCGCCGGCCACCUGCUGGCUAGCUUGACCAAAAAUAAACCCGGCGCCGACGACGACGCCACAAUGAUGGCCGGCCGGCGAAGCGCCCACGUCGACGCCGCCGUCAUCGCCGCCGCCGCCCUCCUCCUCCUCGCCGCGACGGCGGCGGAGGGCGCCGUGUCCAGCUGGGAGUCCAACUCCGACGAGGACUACCACAUCUUCGUGGACAACCGCAUGUCGGACAACAUGCACCUGAGCUGCUACGCCGUGCAGGGCGGCGGCCGGAGCGAGUUCUACCACAGCUUCCGCGCCGACCCCGGGAGGGAGGUGCAGCUGCCGUACCUGCAGCCGGCGCCCAACGCCCGCCUCGUCUGCAAGUGGGCGUGCGCGGGGAACUACCUGAAGGGCGUCACCCUCUUCAGCUCGUCGUGGCGGGAGGCCACCUCCGGCGAGUGCCGCCGCCGCGGCGGCGGCUGCAACAUGGUGUUCGACGGGCACGAGAUGUUCGUCGACGGCCGCUCGGGCGGCGGCGGGAGGAGGCUGCUCGGCGACCUGCCGCAGCACGAGUGCCAGAAGAUGCUGCUGGUGUUCAACCGCCGCUGCUGGUUCAAGUCGCACCGCCACCCCUACGUCGGCCGCGCCAUGAACGGCCUCACCGACUACCUCAUGGCGUAGCACCCAUGCAUGCACACACAAUUACUCCCUCCGUUUCAUAUCAAACUAGCCAUCUUAAUUUUGAUCAAAUUUAUGAAAAAACAUAGCAACAUUUUUCAUAUCAAAAUAUAUUUACGGUUAGAUUUAACAAAACUAAUUUGAUGUUUUAGAUGUUGCUAUUGUUUUCUAUAAACUCAAUAAAAAAUUUUAAAAAAUUAAUUAGGAAAAAGAUCAAGCAUCUUAUAUAAUAUGAAACGGAGGGAGUAACUAAUACGUAUACGUGUAUUCUUACACAUGUACGUACGUAUAUAUGGCAGCGGACGGUUUCGAUGAUGUGUAUGUAUGUUGAUUGAUUCCUGUCAAAUUAAUUUCUAGAGGAUUAAGCCUUAGAAGGUGAUCACGGUCGAUGUACUUUGAAUUUUGACGAAUUAAUUAAUUUAAAUUGUAAAGGUGGUGAAAUUUUUUGA
Molecule: messenger RNA, 1115 nt
Organism: Oryza sativa Japonica Group (Japanese rice)
Lineage: Eukaryota; Viridiplantae; Streptophyta; Magnoliopsida; Poales; Poaceae
Source: RefSeq, a predicted model, not a curated record